This is a messenger RNA of Lolium rigidum, 1092 nucleotides long. Its product is annotated as BTB/POZ and MATH domain-containing protein 2-like. Lineage: Eukaryota; Viridiplantae; Streptophyta; Magnoliopsida; Poales; Poaceae. The transcript has a single exon. Gene Ontology annotation, molecular function: protein binding. Gene Ontology annotation, biological process: protein ubiquitination. The record is from RefSeq and is a predicted model, not a curated record. Bases 1 to 1092 code for a protein of 363 amino acids.
AUGUCCAGCUCUUCGCUGUCUUCCGUGGGUGGCGCCGGCGGCUCGCAAUGGCAGACCGCAUCGGCCAUCGUGGCACGGCCACUACCUGUGUCCGGUUCGCACAUCCUGAAGAUCGACGGCUACUCCCGCACCAAGAACCUCGUCACCGGCAAAGGUAUCAAGUCCGAGACGUUCGUCGUCGGACGCCAUCGCUGGUACAUCAGGUACUUCCCCGACGGCCACUCGCCAGGCCAAGCUGGUUGGAUAUCCAUCUAUCUGUAUCUUGUUGACACUGCUGGUGUCGACGAAGUCAAUGCACGGUGCAAGAUCAGUUUGCUUGACCAGGACGGUGAGCCCGUGACGUCGCACGGCCUGGACAGCCAGACCUGCUUCACCUUCUCCAGCCAGUCGGGGCCAUGGGGCUGUGCUCAGCUCAUCACCAGAAAGGACCUGGAGGAAUCAGUUUACCUCAAGGAUGAUGGCUUCAGUGUCAAGUGCGAAAUCACCGUGCCCAGGGAGAUCUUCACGGAGCCCGUCUCCCUCCUUGUUGCAGCACCGCCGUCCGACAUGCACCGCCAUUUUGGUCAGCUCCUCUCCAGCGGCGAGGGGUCGGAUGUCACGUUCCAGGUCGGCGGUGAGACCAUUGCGGCGCACAGGUGCGUGCUCGCUGCUCGGUCGUCAGUGUUCAUGGCUGAGCUGUUUGGUCCGAUGAAGGAGACGACGGAUGCCUGUGUACCAAUCUCUGACAUUGAGGCCGAAGUGUUCAUGGCAAUGCUUUACUUCAUCUACACUGACUCGCUGCCCUCCAUAGACGACGCCGAGGUGGUCUCGAUGGCUCAGCAUUUGCUUGUUGCGGCUGACAGGUAUAACCUGGAGAGGCUGAAGUUGCUCUGCGUGGAGAAGCUCUGCAAGCACAUGGACGCAAGCACUGCAGCGACUUCGUUGGCGCUGGCUGAGCAGCAUUCGUGCCGCGGGCUCAAGGCCAUAUGCUUCAAGUUCCUUGCGUCGCCGGGCAAUAUCCUGAAGGCUGUCGUGGCCAACGAUGGCUUUGAGCAUGUCAGGAGCAGCUGCCCGUCUGUCCUCAAGGAGCUUGUGUCUAAGCUUGCUCCUUGA